Messenger RNA from Vitrella brassicaformis, 2841 nucleotides. Lineage: Eukaryota; Vitrellaceae. The record is from the annotation of a GenBank genome assembly.
GGCACACACGCACGCAAAGCCCACUCACUGAACACAGGCAGACACCCGCACCGCAUCCCCCUUUCUGCUUGCACUGCACAGUGUCUUCAUUCAGGAAGUGUAUGCUGCACGAAUGUCUCUGCCCCGGCCCCUCCCGCAUGUCCCUCCCUCCCUCCCCGUUGCUGGAAGCAUUUAUUGUCUGCCUUUGUCCAGCAUUUCUUCCUUGAGUUUUCGUGUGAGUUCUUGUCGUCUAAGCAUCUCUUCGAAGCCCAGCAGCUCCUCGUCCUUCUCAUCCUUCUUGUCGCUGUCUGCCGCCAUCUUGAGCAAACUCUCCUGCACCGACUGCAGCUUGGCAUCCACGCUCUUGUCUCCCGACUCAGGGCGCUGUGGGGUCUUGCGCUGCUGGUACAGCACCAGCUGCUUCUCGCGCUCCUCCUUCUUCUUCGCCAGCAACACAUCACGUUGUCUACAAAAAACAGCGCAGAGGUAAUAAGUACUGGGUGUCUGUCUCCUUUUCUUGUGGCUUCUCCCGCUCUCAACACCCACUUACCUUCUGAGGUGCUCCAUCCUCUGUGCGAGUUCCUCAGCUGUCGGCUCCUUCCUGUCGCCCGCGUCACGUCUCGCGUUGAGCCCCAGGGAGGCGAACAGGUCCUUCGGCGCACCCGACGGCUCGCUGCGGUCUACCCCCAAAUGCCCGUCGAUGUGACUGCAGUGCAGAAAGAGAAAACCUGUGCACAGAAAAAAGGACUCAGCUCGUCCACGUACCUCUGCAUAGCCUCAUGAGCUCGCUGACGUCGCUGGUAAGCCUCUUUAGAACAAAGGAUAAGGAGAGGAGAGAGAGACACGGAAAAUGAUAGACAUUGGUCGGUCGAUCGAUGCCUCUUUCCUUACCUCCUUGCAACAUGGCGAUUUCAUGUGGCGUCAGCUUCGGCAACACAAUCCCCUCCAUCCCAUGACCCCCAGCCCCCUUCAAAGGCGGCAGCGACGGCUCAGCAGCGCUCGACGACAACGGCUCAUCGGGCGCAGAUGAGGGCGUCAGCGGACGGGGGCUCUUCUUGCGCUUUUCUUUCUGCAAUCAACCAGAAUCAUAAAUAUAUAACGAUGUCGACAGACACGCAGGAGCCCAACCCACCCACUUUUGUCUUUGGUGGCUUGAGCUCAUUGUCCUCUCCCAGAGGCACGGGAGGGAAGGAGGCGUCGACAAAUGUGUCGGGCACCGCGGCUCGUGCAGAGACAGCAGCAGCAGCGGCAGCGGCAGCGGCAGCAGGAGGAGGAGAGGCAGGUGCAUCGCCGGCCUCCUCCUGCUGCUGUUGCUGUGCCGCUUUGCGCUCCUCUCUCAGUAUUCUCUCCUCCUGACAGACAAGAGAAAGUUGUAUGUUCGUUCCGCUAUGUAUCUUCAUGUCUCGCUAUGUGUGACCUCGUCUCUGAUGGAUUCCUCCAGUGCCCGCUGCAAUUCGUCAUCCUCAUCGUCGUCAUCAUCGUACUCACCAGAGUCGUCGUCUGGAAUAGCCAGCAAACACAGGCGGAAGAGAGGGAGGGUGGAGAUGGAGGAGCUCCCUUGUGUGUGUUGGUCAGCUUCUCACGGUGGUCCUUCUCGUACAGCUCGCGCGAAAGCCUCAGUGCCUCCUGCAGUUCUCUCUCCUCGUCCUCCUACACAACAUGGGUACGUACGUAUGUGUGUAUGUGUGUCUGGAUAUGUCCUCAACUAGCUGGCUUACAUAGUAGUGCCAUUCGUCCUCGACGGCCUCGCCCUUGACAUCCUCUCCUUUCCCCUUCCCAGGCUUCUCAGGGGCAUCGGAGGGCCCCGGAGUAUCGUAGCCCUCACCCAACGCAUACUCACGGCGCAACAUGCUACACGCAAGUCAGCAGCGAGAACGUGAUGCAUGUUCAGUGGAUGCGGGCUGUGUGUCUCCCUCACUCGAGUGCCUGGCACUCCAGCUCCAUGUUACGGCGAACCAUCAUGGCCUUGAAACCUGAAUGAGCCCAGACCAGACAACACGAGGCCCCGGCUCCUGUCUGUGUCUCAUCGCCUGUUGGCCGGCUUACACAGGAAGUCAUCAAUGGACAGCAGCUGCUCGACCAGCAGCUGAUGCAGCCUGUAGUGGCGAUAGUUGCGAAUCAGCUCGGGAUUGUCAUCGGGCGACGGAGGGGCCAGCGGUGCGGACCUCCGCUGUGUGAACUCGGCGUGGGCGGCCAUCAUCUUGGCGCACACCUUCUCAAACUGCUCGGCUGUGAUGCCAACCUCGCCUGCAAGAGACACACCCACACGUGGGGCUCACACACGCAUGUGUGUAUGCAGGCCACAAGAAGAGAUGACAGACAGUACCCAUGAGAUGGUUGGUCAGCAGCGUGUCCACCAGGUUCUGAAAGUCCUGUAGCAAGAAAAACGCAAUGACGUUCAUACAGCGUCCUUCCCCUGCUGUUUCCCUCUGACGCACCUGGUGGCACUGCGUGUAAGUGAAUUUGUUCUCCUCCUCAUUGUCAAAAAUGAUGCAUUGCUGAACACACGCAACAUCAGUCCAGCCAUCGACUGCAUACAGGCCCCAAGUGACCCUCCUGACCUCAUCGAUGAAGUUCUGCAGCGGGAUGAUCCACUCGGGGGACUUCAAAAACUCGACGAUGUAAUCAGCGACCCAGUCCAGCUCCUCCGCCUCUCCACCCUUCUCCUGGCCUCGUCUUGGAUGCCGGGGAGGCGCCGCGGAUGCCGGCACGAGGUGUCCGGGAGCAGGGUGUCUUGGACCGGUGCUCUGGGGUGGAGGAGGUGCUGACGGUGCAUUGUCUGAAGUUGGAGUGGCGGCACGGUUGCCGCCACGGCCUCGGAAGAAGUUGAAUCGCAUCUUCGCAUGCGAGACUGGCCUUCCC